This is a messenger RNA of Nannospalax galili (Upper Galilee mountains blind mole rat), 584 nucleotides long. RefSeq names its product retinoic acid receptor responder protein 2-like. Gene Ontology annotation, molecular function: signaling receptor binding. The transcript is spliced from 5 exons. Gene Ontology annotation, biological process: regulation of lipid catabolic process; inflammatory response. The record is from RefSeq and is a predicted model, not a curated record. NCBI's taxonomy places the organism in Eukaryota, Metazoa, Chordata, Mammalia, Rodentia, Spalacidae. The coding region runs from base 1 to 444 and encodes 147 amino acids.
AUGAAGUACCUGCUGAUCUCACUGGCCCUAUGGCUGGGCACAGUGGGUUGGGGUGGGACUGAACCCACCGAUUUGCUCCACAGGGGCCUGGAGGUGGCCCUGGAGAUGUUCCACGAGCACCCACCCCUGGAAUGGGCCUUCCAGGAAACAGCUGUGGACAGUGCUUUGAAUAUGCCCUUCCCAGCAGGCAACUUUGUGAAGUUGGGAUUUAAGCUCCAGCAGACAAACUGUCUCAAGAAGGACUGGAGAAAACCAGAGUGCAAAGUCCAGCCGAACGGGAGGAAGUUGGAGUGUGUGGCCUGCGUCAAACUGGGCCCCCAGGGUAAUGCUCUUGGCCGGUGGUUCCAUUGCCCCAUACCAAGGGGGUGGACACAGUGGCAGGAACUCCGGUACCAGUGCAGAAUGGUGGAACAGGCUGGUGAGGAACAGCUCCUCCAAAGAUGAGCAUCUCCAGAAACGUGCUCCACAAUGAACCCUGGACAGAAUUUCAUCCUGCUUCCUGGACAGCUGCUGCAACACCAGUGGAAGCACCGCCUCCCCCAAGUUCCAUCGCGGUCCAUGCUAAUAAAACUACUGUGUCUGUU